This is a messenger RNA of Salvia hispanica, 2472 nucleotides long. RefSeq lists its product as uncharacterized. Lineage: Eukaryota; Viridiplantae; Streptophyta; Magnoliopsida; Lamiales; Lamiaceae. The record is from RefSeq and is a predicted model, not a curated record.
UUUAAAUUUCUUUGUAUUCCAAAUUUGUGGUAUUUUCUCUUUCUUUGAGUAUAAGAGUGAUAGUAAGAUUGAGAUAAAUAUUUCUUUUGGUGGAGUGACGGGAGUAGCAAACUAUCAUCUACAAAAAACAAGAUUUGCGAAUUGAAGGUGAAAGAUAUCAGCAAGAAUGGGGAAGCUUUUGGAUGAUGAAUCACAGAAUAAGCAGGCUGGAUGCAUGUGGGGUUUUGUACAUGUGCUACACUACCAUCAAUGGCAGUCCAAUGUUAAGAAGAUGAUCCAUCCUCGCAAACACCAAGCCCGAUCCCACGACCAAUGUGAGUGGAGUCCCGACACAUCUGUACACGAAAGGCUUCUGAGAGAGAAAGAGAGCCCACACCGUGCUGGUAAAAGGUCUCCUUGUAGUAAGAGACGAUCUCUGAGAGCGCGCUUGAAGGCAAUAAUUACAGAAGGAACGCCCGUGGAGGAUAAGGAUUUGAAGAGGACAGGUGGAUUCUCUACCAAAUCAAGCUUGCAGAGGACUUACUCUAUCCAUCACCUUGAGUCUGUGGAUGAUUUCUUUGGUAAAAUACACAAAGACUGGAAUCCUCCGAUCAUUUUCUUUCCAAAUAGCUCUGAGGAUCAUUCCGAGGCAGCUCAGAUUAAAGCUGCCAGUGGAGGAGAAUGUAACAGCCACGGCCCUAAAGAUGCCGACCAACUUAACUCACCUGAUGUUUUUGAGAUAUUUAAGAUGGACAAGGAGUAUCUUCUGAAGCAUCUGCAAGACUCGGACGAGAGCAUUGCUAAUUUCUCACGCAGUGCAUUUGGUUUGAACACAAAGGGGAAAUUCAGCAAAUCGAGAUCCUUCCCAGUGGCUGAUUUGCCAGCAGGGAGGAAGCUUAAGCCUUUGAAGCUUGAAAGCAAACAGAAAGAAGUUUGGUCAGUUCCUAGAAACGACAAAGAUAAGUCGGAUGAACUUGCUGGUGAUGAAAGUAGUGGCAGAACAUCUCUUUCUGUCUUGGAGCCUAAAAAAAUUGGUAAUAAGUCACAGCCUUCUGAAAGUUUGGAUUAUAGAGAGGAAAAGAUUACAGGAAAGAGUGGUGAAGAUGAUGGAAUCACUCUCAGACACCGCAGAAGUUCUUCUUUAAAUGAAUACGUGGAUAGAUAUGCUCGUCUUUAUGAGAAUAGUUUCGGGAAAGACGUCAAGUUGAGCUCUUCCCAGAGCUUGAAAAUAACAAGUGAAUAUGGCUAUGCUCCAGUGUCUUUCAAAAGGAUAAACUCUUAUUCUAAUGCAGAUUUUCAUUAUUCUGAUGUAAACUUUGAGGUUUUGCAUGAUAAUCUUUCCGGAGCCAACUUAGUUGUAGUGGCAGAAGAUAGCUGUGCAGUUCUACAAGAUAGUGAAGAAGAAGCUUUUCCCCUAGAUGCAGAUAUGGAGAUUAAGGAAGAUGAUACUAGCACUGACAAAUACUCCUACAAAAAUGAUUUCAUAUGGGAGAAGGAUUCUGACUCUUUUGAUGGUACCCUUAAAGAGAUUCAAGAGCAGAGUUUCGUAUCGGAUUCAGACAUUAUCUUGCAAGAAAAAGAAUCUCCUGCUGUAGAGCUUCAUAUCCCCAAAGGAAAGGAGCAUGGUGAAAUCCUAGAGUUGGAUUCUUCAAUUUAUACUGAUGAUAUGCAAAGAACAGAAAAUCUAGAGAAUUGUGGACACCUUCAUAAGAAAAAUUGUGACUUGGAUUAUCUGAGGCACAUUCUUGAUAGAUCAGGGAUUGCAAGAGAGGGCUCUGAGAUGACAUGGUAUUCAUCGGACCAGCUACUCAGCCCCGAAUUGUUCGAGGAAGUAGAAGCUACCUGGCCUCAUGAAGAAGGCGAGUUAGACGGAUGGCCUGACUUCCGAGGCUGUUGGCACCAUCAAAUGCUGUUUGGUGCAGUGAAUGAGGCUUUGCUUGAGGUGUAUGACAUAUCACUUCCGUACUAUCCCAACGCCUUGUCAUCCAAUUGCCACGUUCGUCCAUUUCCAAUGGGGAACCGCAUUGUCGAGGAGCUUUGCAUGAGUAUUGGCACGUUGAUGAAUGUGAAGCUUGAGGAGAGGCAGUCACAGUCACUAGACUGUAUCGUGGCUCAUGACCUGGCUCGUGAUCGCAGCUGGAUGAACCUCCAGCUGGAGAGCGAGGCCGUUGCACUUGACCUUGAAGACAUGAUUUUCAGUGAACUAUUAGAGGAGGUUAUGCUUUCUUGACCUCUCAUCCAUCUUGAGGCUGAGGUCUUGGUGAAUGAAUUUUGUUCUAGAUUUUCUGUAUAUAUUACUAGCAUUUGUGAAUUGAAUUCACUUUAGGGAAUAGCUUAGAGUGUGUAUAGUGUUGUGAUAGCAGAUACAGAUUUGUGUCUUACAAUGCUUGAGAAUGUAAAACCAUAUUUUAGGCAAGGUGAUCACUGCAUACUGUCUGUGAUGUGAUGUAUCAAGAUUUCCAUGAAACUCAACUACAAGAAAAUUGCAACAGA